Durusdinium trenchii is the source of this 2310-nucleotide messenger RNA. NCBI's taxonomy places the organism in Eukaryota, Dinophyceae, Suessiales, Symbiodiniaceae. The record is from the annotation of a GenBank genome assembly.
AUGACCGAGCGCUGGCGUGAAAUUCUUCAGCAGCUCACGAAUGAACUCGAGCUACAAACUGCAAAACUGCAAGAGCUUGAAAUAGAGAAUCAGCAGCUUCGCCGUGAAGGUGAUAUUUUUGACGACGCGUCGCCCACCACUGCAUUGAGAAAGUGCCUCGAGGCAGUGGAAAGACCGGAAACAGCAAAGCCAGGCCAAUUAGGCCUGGGAGCUUCCCUUGGAGCUUCCUUGAGGAAGGUUGAAGCCGAGCCAAUUGAGCCAACACCGAUUCAGUCUCCGAAGGACCGGAUGCACUCUCAGAUCUCCCAAGACUCCAACUUGGAGAGCCACUUAAGCCCUGGAGAGCAAGACAUAUCUCCAGCAACCAGUGCCUGUAGUGAUCCAGCAGUGACUCCAUUUAGCCCGACUUCGGCCAAGCCAGCAAAGCCUAGCAACGUUGGUAAAGUCAGUCAGUUGACCUUUCAAGGGCCCCAUGAUGAUGAUGAUGAUGAUGACGACCUUGGGGGUGUUGACUGUGACGACCCCACUAGAGAGGCAUGGUCAUCUGAGAAAAAGAGAUUGCAGCAGCCAGAGCUGAGGCAAGCUGCAAGUCAGGCAGACAUAUUGCUGCAAGCACAGUUCGACAUCGUUAGAGAAAAGAAUGUAGAAGUGGCCUACGAAAGGAAAGCUUGGUUUGUAGUGAACCCGCAGAGAAGCAACAAGUUCGCUGCUUGGCAGGUGAUAACUAUCCUGGCCUUGGGUUGGGUUGUCACCGUAGUUCCUUUCCAAGUAGGUCUCUUGGAGCCGGAGUGGGGUCUUCUCCUCUUGCUCAGCACAAUUGUAGAUAUCAUCUUUGGACUGGACGUCCUUCUGCAGUUCAUCACCAUGUACCCGCGACCCACACAGAGUGGGGUGGUUUGGGAGCAGAAAGUCUCCAAAAUAGCCAGACACUAUGUGAAGACGUGGUUCGCCUUGGACGCCAUCACCCUGAUUCCUUUUGACAUCAUUGAUCUGGCCUUCAAUGCAGACCAAGUUGGCACUUUCAAGGGCACCAAGGUUUUCAGGGCAUUACGUCUCUUGAAGUUGAUGCGAAUCUUGAAGACUUCUCGAUGGCUCCAUAGAGUGGAGAUCACCAUCUCAUUGCCCUACCAGCAGUUUGCCCUUUUCCGCUUUUUGUGCAUUUUGCUGCUGGUAUGCCACUGGCUUGCUUGCACCUGGGCAAUGACACUGCAGUUUGCGGAUCCGGCGAAGCCAAGAUGGAUCGAUGACAUUCAGGAGAUAGACCAGUCGUGGAACAUUACAACAAUCGAUGACCCCGCCAGAGUCUACAUCAGUGCCUUGUACUUCUGUACUUACACUAUGACAUCUGUCGGCUAUGGCGACAUUGGUCCCAAGAACAUUGCUGAGCGCGUGAUGUGUACCCUGAUUGUCUUGACAGCCGGGCUGUGCUGGGCUUAUGUGCUUGGUGAGGUUUGUGCCAUUGUGAGUGACAUGAAUGCAGAAACUCAACAUUUCCGGAAGAAGAUGACUGAGCUGAACCGCAUGAUGAAGGAACAAAACCUGCCAUAUUCACUUCGAUGCCGAAUGCGGAGCUUUUUCUUGCAAAACCGCUACCAGGCUUUGUACGUGACAAGGCAGAGGCUUCGUGAAUGCAUGAGCCCACAGCUGCAGUCAGAGAUUUGCACAGCUGUGAAUGCGCCAUGGAUCCAGAAAGUGUCCUUCUUCAAUACCUUCAUGACAGUAGUGGAGGCCAGCGAGGGAAAUGGUGAAGAUGUUGAUGCGCACAGGGCCUGCAUUGCAGACGUUUCCCAGGCUUUGGAAUGUGGUGCAUUCGCUCAGGGGGAACGCUUUGACAAUGUGCAAGUGCUCUACAUUGUGUCAAAAGGCAUUGUGGCUUUGAACAGCAGGGUAGGCACCAAUGGAGCUGUUUGGGGAGAGGACUUUGUCUUGUCCGACACUGAGCUCAUCCGCCCCAUCAAGGGCUGUGCCCUUACAUACCUUGAGGUCUUGUUUUUGACCAGAGAUGUCUUCAUGAGGGUCAUUGAGAAACGGAAGAAGACUUGUCCCCUACUGGGGCAGAUCGUGCGCAAGUUUUGCAUCCGCUUGGCAGUCCGUAGAGCUUUCGUGGCGGAAGCAAACCGCAGGGCUGGUUUGGACACAGUGCAGAAGCGUCAGGGAGCUAUUUUGGUCAGGAAGAGUGUCGUUGCACCGCCAGUUUCAAUUCCACCUACUCAGGCUCGCCGGGUUGAUGAAAGUGUGCAACACUUGGGGCUAGCGAAACUGGUAUUUGGGAAUCUUUUGGUCGUUUGCACACUCCACACUGGCAGUUGA